Solanum tuberosum (potato) is the source of this 882-nucleotide messenger RNA. Its product is annotated as putative F-box protein At3g10430. Gene Ontology annotation, molecular function: protein binding. The transcript is spliced from 2 exons. The record is from RefSeq and is a predicted model, not a curated record. Lineage: Eukaryota; Viridiplantae; Streptophyta; Magnoliopsida; Solanales; Solanaceae. The coding region runs from base 1 to 882 and encodes 293 amino acids.
AUGUAUACCCGGUUUAAGAAUGAUCAUCGUUUCGGUGAAGAUUUGGCGAUGGAGAUACUACAAAGGUUACCUGUGAAACCAUUGUUGCGAUUCAAAUGCACGAGCAAGAAUUGGUACAGUCUUAUUAAUAGCCAUAUGUUUAUUGGUAAACAAUUGAAUUAUCAUGAAAGUAAGAAUGAACUGAAAAUGCUAAUUCGUAGCCAUGAUGCGAUUCCCGGAAUGGACAUAAUUUCGAAUUCGGAAGGAACCUCUGUAAUUGAAAAUGCUGAUCAUCUGUCGAGUUUUCUUGCUAAUACAUUUCAUAUGGUAGGCCAUGUGAAUGGCGUGUUUUUAUUUCAAAAAGACUAUGGUGGAUCUGAUCGUAGAAUGGGAUUCUGGAAUCCUGCAACAAGGGGGUUAACCACCCUCCCUUACGUCCAUUUCCUGUUACAACCAUUUUUCAAUGAAUCGGGUGGGUUUACCGGGUUUGAAUUAGACCCUUUUACAGGUAACUACAAGGUGAUUUGGGUUCGCCAGUUCUCUGAUGGUAACUGUGAUUCUUCGUUUCAUCGAGCAUAUGCAGCGGUUUAUUCCUCUUCUAAAGGCUCUUGGAGAUUUAUUAAACAUAAAGAUCACAGAAUUCUCACUACCUCUGGUUGUUACUCCUGUAGUUAUCCCAAUUCAACUGGUUACCUUAAUGGAGCUUAUUACUGGAUGAUCAGGUGGGAAGCUGACUGCGGCCUUCUUUCAUUUGAUUUUGACAAUGAGGUGUUCCGUGAGAUUUCAGGGCCAGAUGUUCCAUAUAGUAAUAAUCGUCACUACAACGUCAUAUUGAUUGAUGGCUCUAUUCACUUUUUGAUCAAAGAUGACAAGAGCAUAGACUUUGGGAUUCUGGGAUUCUAA